GCUACUUGAGUUCAGUUUGCUUUCAACAAGCCGAACAUGAGUAAAACACAAUUAUCAAGACUUUUGGACGAAGAAGAGUAUGAAACUGUUUCAGAAAAUUUUAUCACGGAUGAUAACGAAGGAGUUUAUUUGAGCAGUAGUGAGCCGAGGCGAAGAAUUGAUUACGUGUUGGUGUUUGAAACUUGUGAAGAAAAUGAAGAAGCAAGUGAACAAUCUGCGGCUGCCACUCUUAAACUGACGACUCAAAGAACAUAUUUCGAAAACCAGCUCGAAAGACGAGGAUUAAUCCUUCAGCGACAGACACGCGCGAUUCAACAGAAGGAUACUGAGGUUUUGAGGCAUUUUGUCUUGGUUCACGUUCCCUUGGAAGUUCUCGCUGAAAGAGCCGAGUCUGCAAAACUGAAGGUUCCCUUUCUGGUUAACGACACCACUUUUACUUCUUGGAUGGAGUACUUGCUGGGAUCAACUGUAGUUACGGCCAUUAACAGGAGAAACCCUUUUAAGAUUCGUGAUGCAUCUAUUGAGAAAAAUACGGAUUACUUCAUGGGCCAAUUCAAAAGAGAUCAUCUUUCCAAGUAUGUCUUUGAUCAGAAUGUCGGUGAAAAUUCGCUUUUUCCAGUCACUGAUCGCCAACAUCUUCUGCAGCAAAUCCUUCACAGCACUCCAUUCUCAGAUCAACCGGAUGACGUGGGUCUCUCGAAGCUUCUUUAUGAUGGUGUAUAUCUGGCAUGUUAUCCUUUGCAUGAAGGAACACAUCGAUUAGAAAGUGGCGAGUCUCCAAAAAACAAACGCCAGCAAUUGAAGAGAGACUGGGCAAGAUUUGGCAGAAUUUUCAAAUACCAGCCGUACGACGCCAUCAAGGAAUACUUUGGCCAUGAAAUCGGCUUGUACUUCGCCUGGCUUGGAUUUUACACUGGCAUGCUGGUUCCACUUACAAUGAUUUCUUUGAUCGUCUUUCUUUAUGGCAUCAUAUCAACUGGUUCUCAUAUUCCAGUACAUGACAUGUGCAACGAAGACAACAGGGGUCGAUGGUACAUGUGCCCAUUGUGCGAUCGACAGUGUAGCUAUUGGAAUUUAGCUCCAGACACAUGUAUUUACGCCAAAUUAACGCAUUAUUUUGACAAUAAUGGAACUGUGGCUUUGGCUUUCAUCGCAUCCAUAUGGGCGUCACUUUUUCUUGAAUUCUGGAAACGUCGUCAAGCUGUCCUCGCCCAAAAGUGGCACACAUCAGAGUUUGAAGAAGAGGAAGAAGAAUUUCGCCCAGAGUACUUAGCAAGCCUGACUGAGGAAGAGCUUAAUCCUUACAAACCUGACCCGUUAACCGGAAAAAUCGGCCCAAAUGUUUUCAAAAUCAAGAAGUUUCGACGAUUGGGUUUUGCGUGCAACGUCAUUGCCUUCAUGAUCCUUCUUGUGAUUGCAGCAAUGAUAGGUGUGGUUGUGUACCGUGCAGCAGUUUUCGCAGUUUUCAGCAGCAGUUCUGACAAGAAAAUUGAGCAGGGGGCCCGGAUCCUAACAACAGCUACAGCAGGCUUGCUUAACCUGAUAGCAAUCACGAUUUUAAAGUUGGUCUACAACAAACUGGCUGUCUUUCUGACAGACUGGGAGAACCAUCCCACUAAAACAGCUUAUAAAGAUAGCUUCAUCCGCAAGAUGGCCCUGUUCCAAUUUUUCAACAACUAUACUUCUAUAUUCUACAUCGCUUUCUUCAAGUCAGAAAUGAUUGUUGGGACUCCAGGCAGGUACAGAAGAGUGCUGGGUAAAUAUAGACUGGAUGGGUGUAGCGAGCAAGGAUGCUUUCUGGAGCUGGCCAUUCAGAUUGCCAUCAUUAUGGUUGGACAACAAAUUUUCUACAACAUCACAGAAAUUGGAAUUCCGUACAUAAUGUUGUUAUGGAAAAGGCGAGGCCAGGAGAAGGUUGGUGACCGACCACAGUAUGAGCAGGAUUUUGAUUUGAGUCCAUUGGAGGAGCACUUCAUGUUCUGGGAAUACCUUGAAAUGGUUCUGCAGUACGGCUUUAUAACCAUGUUUGUGGCUGCAUUUCCUCUUGGCCCAUUGUUUGCACUUUUAAAUGUAAUCGUAGAGAUUCGCUUGGAUGCCAUUAACUUUUUGUGCCACUUCCGCCGUCCUGAUGCCGUCCGAGCUGAAGACAUAGGAGCCUGGUACACUGUAUUGGAAACCAUCACUAAGAUUUCCGUGUUGGUGAACGCCUUUGUGUUGGCUUUUACCUCCGAAUUUAUUCCCAAGCUCGUCUACAAGAUGGUUUACUCGGGACGAAAUGGCGAUCCCUCGAGUAAAGGGACACUCAUAGGAUACGUCAAUAACAGUCUCGCAUCCAUUGACCUAAAGACGCUCUUCACAUGGGAAAAUGGCACGCAACCAAUCAAUCCCACACAAAAUCUCAAUUACGCGCGGGACUACUGCAGGUAUAAAGGUUACCAUGACAACUUUUACCCGUACAAGCGCUCCAGUGAGUACUGGAACAUUCUUGCUGCUCGACUCGCUUUCGUGUUUGUUUUCCAGUUAACUGUGUAUUUCAUAACAACAUUCAUCGCAUGGAUCAUUCCCGACAUACCUGAAGAAUUGGAAUACAAGAAGAAGCGAGAGAAAGAGCUGGAAAAAGCAAUUAUCCAUGAUCACGUUAACUCGAACUUCUAAUAUUCUCGUAAUUCGCCUUCGUCGCUUUCUAAAGUAAAGGAUGAGUUAUCAUCACAAGAAAAACAACAAUUACAAUCUUUGUUGCUUAAUAUUUUAGAAAUUAUACGACAAUUUUCAAAUAAAUGAGCCAAAAGGCCUAUGAAUGAAUUGUUCAUAGACUGAUUAUUUACAAAUAGAGAGAGUACAGCCACUUCAAAAAGCGAAUGCUUAAGUUCAGCUAAGUGCCUCAUCGUUGCGGUUAAAA
This is a messenger RNA of Pocillopora verrucosa, 2899 nucleotides long. RefSeq names its product anoctamin-4. The record is from RefSeq and is a predicted model, not a curated record. NCBI's taxonomy places the organism in Eukaryota, Metazoa, Cnidaria, Anthozoa, Scleractinia, Pocilloporidae. Gene Ontology annotation, molecular function: chloride channel activity; protein dimerization activity. Gene Ontology annotation, cellular component: plasma membrane. Gene Ontology annotation, biological process: chloride transmembrane transport.